GUUCCUUUUUGUUUCUUUUCCUUAUUUUUAUUCUAUAUAGCAAAGACAUCUUUUUUUUUUUCCAAGUUUUUUUUAUAUCUUUCUGUUUGUGUUGUCAUUCUGACACCAUUAGAGUAGACUCCUCUAAAAAAAAAAACCAUUCACUUUGAGGACGGCACAACAGUUGGAUUCGAUACAAGUAAUUACAAUAAUAAACGAAAACACACAACAAGACUCACACACACGCAAAAAAAAAAAACCAACAAUAAUGACCACCAUUACUGCUAGUCCCAAACAAUUAUCUUCUCUUCCUUCAAAUCAACGUAGGACACGAUCCAUGGGCAAAAUUUAUAGCAAGGAACAAGAUAAUCCUGAAGAAACGAACAACAACAACAAGAGACCAACUCCCAGUUAUUGUACAAAAACAGAGGAAUUUUCAGUAUCCAUCAACUCUCCUUCAAAGAAACGACGUACGUCUCAAACACCAGCAGCAGCAAAAAAAGUAGUAGAUACCUUCAAUCAGGAAGUUUCUAAUCCCAUUGUGUCUCCUGUGAAUCAAGUCACAUACAAAAGUGAUGAAGAUACCAACGAUGACAUUGAAGAAACUGAUGACAACAUUAGCAAUAAUAUUGAUGACCCUUAUGACAACAAAGAUAUUAGUUCUUCCUAUGAUUUAAACGACGAACAACUAUCACCACCUUCUCCAUCACCAUCUGCAGCAUUCUUACGACAACGGGAAGGAUUUGUGGGUAAUUCACGACAUAACUAUCUUAGUAGUCCAACGGCAGAUGUAUCAAUGACGGGUAUCAACACUAGUGAAGUUUAUGGAUAUAUGAACGGUGACGAGGAUGAGGACAAGGAUGGGACACAUUAUUCAGAAUUUGGAUGGCCUGAUAUGGAUCCAACAGCAACACACGACGCGAACAAUAAUAGUAACAGCACUAACAAUAUCAGCUGCGGACGGCGCAAUAGCAACCAUUUGAAUUCCAGCGAAGAGUUUUUCUCAAUACAAGGAAACAAUCAUCAACAACAUCAACAUAGCACCUCAUUCUUUUCCGACCGACCUUUGCAAAGAUCUUUACUUCAAGAUUUUCUCCAGGCAGAUGAUUAUGUUCAGGGUGAUGGUGGCGACAGUGAACAACCUAUAAGUGGACAACAACCAAUAGAUGAAGUAGAUAUGUUUUUCUCAGCCAGUCAAGCAGAUUAUGUCAGUAUGUCUUUCUCAACGAAACUUUCUAUUCCACAGCAACGACAACAAUUCCUUGCUCUUGCCAAACCAACCUAUUUGACUUCUUGGCCUCAUUUCUUGACCUUGGAUUAUUUCGAUACACAUGAUGCUCACGAUCGAUCUGAUAUUGUACCACCAUCUCCACCACCAUCUUCUAAUCAUCAAGAAAACAGCGACAAUGGUAAUGAUACGAUGACACCUAUUCUUUCCACAGCUUCCUAUUUUGAUACCAAAUUUUCUGUACUUCAUCGUAUUGGUACAGGCGAAUAUGCUGAUGUUUGGAAAGUAUGGAAUAUUGAAUCCAAUGAAGUGUUUGCCAUCAAGAAACUCAAGGUGCCCUUCCAAAGUUUUAGUGACAGGUAGAUACUUAUUUUGUGAUGAUGGAAAAUAUCAGGAUUAUUCAUCUUUUUUUUUUUU
Molecule: messenger RNA, 1624 nt
Organism: Halteromyces radiatus
Lineage: Eukaryota; Fungi; Mucoromycota; Mucoromycetes; Mucorales; Cunninghamellaceae
Exons: 1
Coding region: 248-1570 (440 amino acids)
Molecular function (GO): ATP binding
Source: RefSeq, a predicted model, not a curated record